Eremothecium cymbalariae DBVPG#7215 is the source of this 1062-nucleotide messenger RNA. It is a transcript of the gene MRPL3, whose product is annotated as mitochondrial 54S ribosomal protein mL44. Bases 1 to 1062 code for a protein of 353 amino acids. Gene Ontology annotation, molecular function: double-stranded RNA binding; ribonuclease III activity. NCBI's taxonomy places the organism in Eukaryota, Fungi, Ascomycota, Saccharomycetes, Saccharomycetales, Saccharomycetaceae. The transcript has a single exon. Gene Ontology annotation, cellular component: nucleus. Gene Ontology annotation, biological process: rRNA processing; regulation of gene expression; primary miRNA processing. The record is from RefSeq and is a predicted model, not a curated record.
AUGUCGCAAUUGAUGCGUGCAGUUCGGUCUUUGCAUUACUCAGGUGCAGUACGCCAAGCGGCGGGCAGUGCUGGGAGGAUUACUGCGGAGGCUGCGGAAACUGCAGAGUUGGCCAACUAUAGACGGUACUAUGGGGAGCUACGGGAUGCAAUCAGUAAACCGCAGGAGGAGAUACUGAGGAGGAGUCCAGAGUUGAAUACGUUGCACAGGCGGCUUUCGCUUCCUGAGGAAUUUGGGUUUUCUACGCUGUCUAGAUGUUUGACUUGUCGUUCGUCGAAGCUGCCGGAGGACAAGACUGGUUUACAGUUCAGUACUGUUCCGGUGCAGGGGAGUCAUAUGUGUGAUAACCAUGGUUUGAAUAUAUUUGGAAAGAAUAUUCUAAGUCACUACGUGACGCGGAGGCUAAUAGAGAAGAUGCCGAGGUUGCCGACGCCUGUGUUGAAUGCUGCGGUAGAUGCAUACAUUGGGGAGCCUGUUCUUGCGCAUAUUGGGAAGAGUUGGGGGAUUGAGUUUGAGAGGAGUACUAUAAUGGAUAGGUAUUUGAGUCAGGAGCCGUUGUAUUUGACGUUGGGCAAGUUGCGUUUCUACAAUAAUACGAUGAAGGAGACGGACGGGAUACAGGUGAUCUUGAAAGAAAACAAGUCGCCAGAUUCUGCGAUGGCGUUAGCUGUCAGAAGUAUCAUUGGUGGACUCUGGGCUAGUACUCAGGAUUUCCAGACUGUGUACAAGUUCAUAGAGGAUCAUAUUCUGUCCAGGAAACUGGAUCCUACAAGGUUAUUUCAGUUUGAACAACCUACAAGAGAGCUAGCAACAUUGUGUCGCCGCGAGGGGCUAGCUAGGCCUAUAUCGAAGCUUCUUGCAGAAUCUGGUAGGCUAUCUAAGGCUCCAGUUUUCAUUGUAGGAGUAUUUUCAGGAGAGGAGAAGCUUGGAGAGGGGUUCGGUUCUUCGCUGAAGGAAGCUAAAGCCAGAGCUGCUACUGAUGCCUUAAUGAAGUGGUAUUGUUACGAAGUUUCUGAACAACAGCAGGGUACAGUGGUAGAUCCUGGCCAAGUUAUCGUGUAG